This is a messenger RNA of Pseudonaja textilis, 2289 nucleotides long. RefSeq names its product vomeronasal type-2 receptor 26-like. Gene Ontology annotation, biological process: G protein-coupled receptor signaling pathway. Gene Ontology annotation, molecular function: G protein-coupled receptor activity. Lineage: Eukaryota; Metazoa; Chordata; Lepidosauria; Squamata; Elapidae. The record is from RefSeq and is a predicted model, not a curated record. Gene Ontology annotation, cellular component: plasma membrane.
AUGCAAUUAUUGGAUGAAACAUGUAACAAUGAUACCUAUUGUCAUCGGGGUACUUGGUACAAUGUCCAUCAAGAAUUUUCAGCUUCCUGCUAUAAUGCCAACAAGCUGCAAAAGUUCCUCACCCCAAAUUACCAACACACUUUGGCUCUGGCAUUUGCUGUAAAGGACAUCAAUGGAAAUUCUGGGAUUUUGUCCAAUGUUAGCCUCGGUUUCCACAUCGCUACCAACUAUCCUGAGGAUUAUACAACUUACCUUUUAGCAAUGGAAUUUCUAUCUACAAAGGAUAAAUUUAUCCCAAAUUACAAAUGUAAUGACCAGAGAAAUGUGGUGGCCAUCAUUGGAGGACCACAGACUAAAACCGGUCUCAAUAUGGCAACCGCUCUGUGCAACUAUAAAUUUCCCCAGAUCACAUUUGGAUCACCACCCUUGACAUAUAAUGACAAUUCAGCACUUUUUGUAAAAUGGAUGUUCCCUGAUGAGAUCCACCAACAUAAAGGAAUUCUGUCCUUACUGUUGUAUUUUGGAUGGAUCUGGGUUGGAAUGAUUUCUCAGUUUGAGGAAGAUAGAGAGAGGUUCAUUCAAAAGAGUCUUUCCAUGUUUUUAGAGAGAGGAAUCUGCUUUGACUUUACAGAAUGUAUUCCCCAAAUGAUGUAUGGUAAUGAAACUGCUGAAAUGGUGGAGGAAGCAGAUAAAUUAUAUAGAAUAAUCAUGGGGAGUACAGUCAUUGCUGUGAUCUUGAAUGGUGACAGUUCAAACAUAGGGACAUUGAGGAUGAUGCUUGCUGGUUUAGAUUCUGAUGAUAUUCCAAAGAAGAGAAAAGCCAAAGUUUGGAUCAUGCCAGCUCAAAUGGAAUUCACUUCUAUUCUAAUGCAAAGACAAUUGCCCAUUGAUUUUCUCCAUGGUGCAAUUUCCUUUGCACUUCAUUCAAAAGAGAUAAUAGGAUUCCAACAAUUUAUGCAGACAAAAAACCCAAUUUUUGAAAAAGACAAUGGUUUUAUUAGGGAUUUCUGGAAAGAUGUAUUUGAAUGCUCAUUUUCUAGUGAUAUUUCAGAUGAGAAUGCUGAAAGAAUCUGCACUAGAGAAGAGAAGCUGGACACUCUUCCUAAUUCUGUCUUUGAGGCCACCAUGGGUGGACUUAGUUACAGCAUCUACAAUGCAGUCUAUGCUGUGGCACAUGCUCUGAGGGCAUUGCAUGCCUCCCAACUCAAAGAUGGUCAAAAAUUUGAUCCGAGGAGGCAGAAGCAUUUCAUUCAAUCAACGUGGCAGACAAUGCCUCUUUCCAUCUGUAAUGAGAAAUGUCCUUCUGGCUCCAGCAAGGUAAAAAUUGAAGGGAGAUUAUCCUGCUGCUAUGACUGUAGACAGUGUCCAGAUGGGAAGAUAGCUGACCAAAUGGACUUAGAUGACUGUUUCCCAUGUCCAGAGGAUCAAUAUCCAAACAAGGGUCAAGAUAAUUGCCUUCAAAAACCUGUAACUUAUUUAACUUUCCAAGAGCUGUUGGGUAUUUCUUUGGUAAUGAUUGCAGUCUCCUUUUCUGUCAUCUCAGCUGCGGUCCUGGGAAUCUUCAUUAAACACCAGGACACUCCCAUUGUCAAAGCCAACAACAGGAACCUCACCUACACACUUCUUAUUGCUCUCCUGUUCUCCUUCCUUUGCACUCUUCUCUUCAUUGGGCAACCCGAUCAAGUAAAAUGUCUCUUGAGACAAACUACAUUUUGCAUCACUUUCUCAAUAGCUCUUUCUUGUAUUUUGGGUAAAACAACCAUAGUAGUUCUUGCUUUCAUGGCCACAAAGCCAGGCUCCAAAAUGAGGAAGUGGGUGGGGAGAAGGAUGGCCAACACUAUUGUCCUAUCUGUCUUCACAGUUCAGUUCACCAUCUGUUUAUUGUGGUUGGCAAUAUCUCCCCCAUUUCCAGAUUCAGACAUGCACUCCAUGGUUGAAGAAAUUGUCCUGGAAUGUAACGAAGGUUCAACCACAAUGUUUUAUACUGUCCUUGGCUUUAUGGGGCUCUUGACUGCUGUCACUUUCACAGUGGCCUUCUUGGCUAGGAAUUUACCCGACAGCUUCAACGAAGCCAAAUUCAUCACCUUCAGCAUGUUGGUCUUUUGCAGUGUCUGGGUGUCAUUUGUUCCCACCUAUUUGAGCACCAAGGGAAAAUAUGUGGUUGCUGUGGAGAUCUUCUCCAUUUUGGCUUCAGCAGCUGGUUUGCUGGGCUGCAUUUUUUCUCCCAAGUGCUAUAUCAUUAUUCUGAGACCUGAUUUGAAUAAGAAGGAGCAAUUAAUAAAAAAAUAA